Anopheles maculipalpis is the source of this 551-nucleotide messenger RNA. RefSeq names its product pro-corazonin-like. Bases 9 to 485 code for a protein of 158 amino acids. The record is from RefSeq and is a predicted model, not a curated record. Gene Ontology annotation, molecular function: corazonin receptor binding. Gene Ontology annotation, biological process: positive regulation of heart contraction. NCBI's taxonomy places the organism in Eukaryota, Metazoa, Arthropoda, Insecta, Diptera, Culicidae. The transcript is spliced from 2 exons.
GGUUCAAAAUGCCCCACACGCGCACGAUUGCGCUUCUACUAGUCGGGCUUGUAGUGUUGGUAAACGCCCAAACGUUUCAGUACUCCCGUGGAUGGACAAACGGCAAACGAUCCUCGUCGGUGGAACCAGUUGCUAACCAGGGAUUGGUGUCCGGCAUGUCUCCCGGGGCACCGAGCGCUCUAAAGCCAAAUGAAAAAACUCUGCUACGUCGUUUUUUGCGAAACCCUUGUGAUUCACGCAUCGCUAGUCUGUUUGCUGGGCAUCCCAGUAAAGACACGUUCCAGCUGGCCAGUAACAAUUACGACAGUUCCGAGGCAGCAGGAUCCGCAUUCAUCUUACCACAAUUUCUAAUGGAUCCCGACGAAGGCAACGGAAACGGUGGAAUCGGUGGUAAUUUGGCCAACGGUCGUCCAGUCGAGGACGAAUUGCGCUUCAAGCGGGGUGUAUCGUCCGGCAUCAGUGAUCCUCGUCAAAAAAAUGCUUAAAAACCUAUCCAUCAGCCGUCACAACACCCCACAGUCAGUCAAUCGAAGUUGCAGUAGGAAACAAAA